This is a messenger RNA of Pseudopodoces humilis (Tibetan ground-tit), 1156 nucleotides long. RefSeq names its product cyclin dependent kinase 4 (gene CDK4). Gene Ontology annotation, molecular function: cyclin binding; cyclin-dependent protein serine/threonine kinase activity; ATP binding. Gene Ontology annotation, biological process: G1/S transition of mitotic cell cycle; regulation of gene expression; signal transduction. Gene Ontology annotation, cellular component: nucleus; cytoplasm; cyclin-dependent protein kinase holoenzyme complex. Lineage: Eukaryota; Metazoa; Chordata; Aves; Passeriformes; Paridae. The record is from RefSeq and is a predicted model, not a curated record.
AUGGCGCAGGAGGUUCAGUACGAGCCGGUGGCCGAGCUGGGGGUGGGCGCGCACGGCUCCGUGUUCAAGGCUCGGGACCGGCUCAGCGGACGCUUCGUGGCGCUGAAGAACGUGCGGGUGCCCACGGGGGGGGCCGGGCUGCCCCCCAGCACCGUGCGGGAGGUGGCUCUGCUGCGCCGCCUCGAGCACCUCGAGCACCCCAACAUCGUCCGGCUGAUGGACGUUUGUGCCAGUGCCCGCACCCCACAUGAGGCCAAGGUCACGCUGGUGUUCGAGCACGUGGAGCAGGACCUGAAAACCUUCCUGGAGAAGGCUCCGGCCCCAGGGCUGCCCCCCGACACCAUCAAGGACCUGAUGCGGCAGUUCCUGCGUGCCCUGGAUUUCCUGCACGCCCAGCGCAUCGUCCACCGCGACCUCAAACCCCAGAACGUGCUGGUGACCAGCGCGGGGCAGCUCAAGGUGGCCGAUUUCGGGCUGGCCCGGAUCUACGGCUGCCACAUGGCCCUGACCCCCGUGGUGGUGACACUGUGGUACAGAGCCCCCGAGGUGCUGCUCCGGGCUGCCUACGCCUCCCCCGUGGACAUGUGGAGCGUGGGGUGCAUCUUCGCUGAGAUGUUCCGCAGGAAGCCGCUGUUCUGCGGGAGCUCCGAGGCCGAUCAGCUGGGCAAGAUCUUCGACCUGAUCGGGCUCCCCCAGGAGGACGAGUGGCCGCAGGACGUGGCCCUGCCCAGGGAAGCCUUCGCCCCCUGCGCCCCCCGCGAGCCCCGGGGGGAGGUCCCGGAGCUGGGGGACAGCGGGGAGCAGCUGCUGCUGGCACUGCUGACCUUCAGCCCCCACAAGCGAAUUUCGGCUCACGAGGCCCUGGGGCAUCGGUACCUGCAGGGGGGGCGUGAGGGGUGACCCCUGCCCCCCCAAAAACCACCCCGAACAUCACCCAGGACUCUCAUACCUGUGGGGGGGGAAUUGUGGGGUGACACCCCCCAAAAACACCCCCUGAGCCUCUCCACCUGGUGGGGGGGGUGAGGGGUCCCCCCCCAAACACCAGAACCCCCCCCGGACUGGAUGGGAGGGGGGACCCCACUUAUUGGAGGGGGGGGGUCGGUUUCUGGGACCCCCCCAAUUCUGUGCCAAUAAAGGGGUGUGGGCAGUGCCCCCC